This is a messenger RNA of Lemur catta (Ring-tailed lemur), 1471 nucleotides long. RefSeq names its product nuclear pore membrane glycoprotein 210-like. Bases 743 to 1204 code for a protein of 153 amino acids. The transcript has 6 exons. Gene Ontology annotation, cellular component: nuclear pore. Lineage: Eukaryota; Metazoa; Chordata; Mammalia; Primates; Lemuridae. The record is from RefSeq and is a predicted model, not a curated record.
GGGCCGUGCCGGGUGGAGGUGGAGGGUGUGGAGCGAUGCAGCCACAGCCCAGGGACGCCUGCAGCCACCCGAGGGAGGAAGGGGCAGGAGGCAGCCUCCCCUGGCAUCCUUAAGCGCAGCCCUGCACACACCGAGUCUCAGACUCUGGCCUCUGGAGCUGGCAGAUAGCACUUUUCUGUGGUCGUAGCUGUCCGGUCUAUGAGCAAAGCAAGCUGACCCGGUGCCUGCGAUGUCCCCACACCGAGGUUCCUGCGAGUCCCAGCACUCAGGCCCCCUCCGUCAAGCCAAGUGCACAGACUGGGAGGCCACCUGGGCCCCGCGUCAUAAAUCUGCACUGUGGCUCUAUGAAGAAGCGCCAGCAUUAGGAAGUUUGGGUUCAAGCCAUUUAAAUGGGUUCUUCUGUGUGUUUUUACUGCAGGGCUUUUCAGAGCCUUGAGUGUGUCUGCACUGGGACAAUGUAAGUCCUGUGGCCACAAGCAAGUCACUGGCGCUCUCUGGCCUUGGUCUCCUCUUCUUACAGUGGGGGCAACAGCAGUAGCCGCCUCCUAGGGCUUGGAGGCUGCUGAAAGGACUUGACGAGAUGAAGCUUCCAAGGUGCUUCCCACAGCGGUGGCAGGCAGUGAACAUCCGUCCGUGGGGCUGCAGCGACUUCGGCUCGUCCUCCGCUUGGGGGAGCACUUGCGCCUGACCGUAGGGGCAACGUUCUUCCUCAUGCUAACAACAAAAAAAGAAAGAAGACAACAUGGAGGCGUGGACCAUGUGUGAGAGUUACCCUGAGCGGCCCCUCGGGGCACGACCCUGCAGGAGCCAACAGGACAAAGGUCCCCAGGUGUUUGACAAGCUGGUGCUGCUCAACCCAGGAAUAGAAGCAGAACAAAUCUUAAUGGCACCCAGCUCCUUUAUGAAGCUCCAGACGAACAGGGAUGGUGCGGCCUCUCUGAGCUACCGUGUCCCGGAUGGGCCCGAGAAGGUUCCUGUCGUGCACAUUGAUGAGAAGGGCUUCCUGGUGCCAGGGUCUGUGAUGGGGACGUCCACAAUUGAAGUGACUGCACAAGAGCAUUUUGGGACCAACCAAACCAUCAUUGUUGGUGUCAAGGUGAGUGGUCCCUGGCCCAGAGGGGAAUCGUGGAGACCUUGCACCCAGAGUCCCUCCUCAGGUCCUGUGGCAGUUCCAGCCAGCCGUCUCCGAUUUCCCAGCACGUGAUUGUCUCACCAUGGAGCCAGGCUUUGACGCUGCUCUGGGAAGGCUGCGAUGUUCUCCCUCUGGACCAAGAGAAUCCGAGGGCCAGCACGACACCGACACGCUGGUGUGGCCGUGGAAGGGACUCCACCCUGGCACCCAGGUUCCAGGUCUGCGGAGCUCCCCAGGCCCCGCUCAACAGUGCUCAUCCAAGGCCAGGCCAAGGAGGCCAGGACGGGAGCCAGAACAGUUCCAGCCCGUGCCUUCGUGGAGCCUCCUGCUGCACCUGGG